Molecule: messenger RNA, 312 nt
Organism: Aspergillus puulaauensis
Lineage: Eukaryota; Fungi; Ascomycota; Eurotiomycetes; Eurotiales; Aspergillaceae
Exons: 1
Coding region: 1-312 (103 amino acids)
Source: RefSeq, a predicted model, not a curated record
AUGAACCAUCAUCAGUCAUCACCGACACCAAAACGGCAAGACGCGGCCCCAUCUUCCUUGAUGAGUGGAGAUGAAGAAUUUUCAGGCGAAUCCACUCUUGGCCGCGAGCUUCCUCUUGCGGACGCACUGAGACAGUCGAGCGCAGCCCAGCCCUGCAGUGGCAGAUCUGGGGUAAUUAUCCCUGCACUGCGCGAUGCAUCUCUGAUCUCAUCAUCCCAGCCGGCGACCUCACAGGCUAACAGGGUGUAUCCAUUACUUAAAAUGCCGCAGUCUGGACUCUACUCGCAUCUUCCACGCUCAAGCUCGGCCUGA